AUGGCUACACUGAAUAAUAAUACUAGUUCAAGUGUUGCUGAAGAAGACAUUAAUCGACAUAAAUCAUUUAAACUCUAUCAAACGAUAGCAUAUGUUCUUUGUUUUACUGUUGGUCAAACACCGAACGAUCUUGAACGACGAGAUUAUCUGGUCUGCUGUAUCAACGGUGCACUUAUUUUUGGUUCAUUUCUAGGCAUUAAAUCUCAUGAGAUACAACUCAUGAUCGAUCCUCAAACACCAACAGGUGAUUGGUUUACACGUGUUUACUCCGUGAUACAUAUUCUUUUUUUUAUUACAUUGUCGAUUGUAAAACUAGCUCUUUCGACAAAACUCAAAUCAAAAUCCUUAUUUUAUGAUACUCUGGCUUCUAUCACUGGUAUUGUUCUCUCCAUUGCAUUAAUCUUACGAGAUCGUAUAUCAAUUUCUAAUGGAGAAAAGGAAAUCAUUGGUUUUCUAUGCAUGCUUACUGUUAUAUCUCUACCUAUCAUUAGUUUCAAAUUGAUCUUUAUUGGAAUAGUUUAUCAAAAUAAGUUAUAUCGUCAAUCACUUCGUCAAGAAAGCAACAAUACGUAUAUAAGUGUCCAUACUACUUUGUUAUCAUCGAGCCAUACACAUGGAAUUCCUUGA
Adineta ricciae is the source of this 627-nucleotide messenger RNA. The record is from the annotation of a GenBank genome assembly. Lineage: Eukaryota; Metazoa; Rotifera; Eurotatoria; Adinetida; Adinetidae.